CAAAGAAAUAAAAAUGUCGCAGACUCCAGUUGGGCCUCACAGACACAUGUAACUCAAAUAUUAAAUUGCAGCAACCAAAGUUACAGUCCACACUUCUGUUGCUAGGAUACAGCGAAUACUGAGACCUCUCUCGGUUACGGACACCAGCUAGAAGCGUUAAACGUGUAUUAUAACAAUAUUAAUUCGAGUUUUAGUAAGUUAUCCGCUUGGACACAUCCUAAGGGUUUUCACUCAGUCAUGCCGAACAUGAAAAUAUCUCAGACAACAUUGUUGGAUACACAGUCAAAGAAAUCUGGACUGCGGUGCACAGUUUUCUCCGUCGACGGAAAUGGAUACACUGGAGAGUGGCUGAACAACAAGAAGCAUGGGAAGGGAACUCAGGUUUGGAAGAAGUCCGGUGCCAUUUAUGAUGGAGAUUGGAAAUUUGGGAAACGUAAUGGAUACGCUACCCUCAGUGUGCUGCUUCCAGAAACAAAGGAGUAUACAAGGAAGCACUGUGGUGAAUGGAAAAAUGGAAAGAAGCAUGGGUACGGGAUGCACUUCUACAAAAGCUCAUGUGUUUAUGAGGGGGAGUGGAGUGAGGGCCAACGAAGUGGCUGGGGAAGGAUGUACUAUAAGAGUGGAGACAUCUAUGAGGGAGAGUGGCUAAAGGAUAGGAAUCAUGGACAGGGCACCAUCCGAUUUGCAAAUGAAAAUUGGUAUGAAGGCAGCUGGCGAGAUGGCAAGAAGAACGGUAAUGGAAAGUUCUACUAUUCUGACAAAGGCCAGAUUUAUGAAGGCUUUUGGAUGGAUGGAGUGGCAAAGUGUGGGACCCUGUCUGAUUUUGGAAGGAAUGAAGCACCGACACCAACAAAGUAUCCGAUUCCGCAGCUACAACUGGUGGAUAUGCAGUCGGUUUUAAGUGAAGCCCAGUCCGACAACCAUGAGAGAAUCAACAGCAAGUUCCCACUGCAUGACACACUCACAGGGACAGAAUAAAAAAGAAAACAAAUGGC
This is a messenger RNA of Cyclopterus lumpus (lumpfish), 995 nucleotides long. It is a transcript of the gene morn3, whose product is annotated as MORN repeat containing 3. The record is from RefSeq and is a predicted model, not a curated record. Lineage: Eukaryota; Metazoa; Chordata; Actinopteri; Perciformes; Cyclopteridae. The coding region runs from base 238 to 978 and encodes 246 amino acids. The transcript has 6 exons.